GUUGUCAAUAGCGACCAUAACGUAGUGGUUCAUAGCGUAUUUGCUAUAACGGCCAUAGUGUAGCGGAUUUAUAAUAGCGGCCGCCUUGGCUGCUAUAAUGGCCACUUUUUUCAUAGUGAUAGUGACUGCUAUUAAUGUUAUUUAAAUAUUUAGUGAAAAGUCAAAAAAAAAAAAAAAAGAAGAGAGAGAGAGAGUUCAACAUCAUAUCCCUUUUUAAAGGGUAAUGGAUGGAGAAAGGCUAACACUUAACUUGUGGUUCAGCCGUGAUAGUUCCCACGAUGAGGAUGCUAAACUUCUUUCACUUCUAUCCCAAAGCCUGUUACAUGAUUCAAAUGACAUGCCAUGUUCACGCCUUCCUUUUCCAGCUUCCAGCAGUAUGUACUGGUUUUCACCAAAUCAAGCAUCUCAUUCUCAUCAAGAAGUGGGAUUUGAUAUACGCUGGGGGAGAUUGCAUGUUAUUGGAUUUUCUGUGUAUUCUUCUCGAGGAAAGGACUAUUCCUCUGAUUUUUCAGAGCUGCUUAAUGAAGCGUUGCAGUUAGCUAGGGGAGAUCAACUGUUUGACCUCAACUUUGCCAACAUCAUGCAUGCACUCCAGGUGGUCCAAUUUUAUUAUUGGAAAGCGUUUCAAUCGCAGACUUUCCUAUAUGAAGAACAAGCUGGCAAGGUGGUACAACUACCACAAGCACAGGAGGAGAAAAUUCGUUCUUUGGAAUCUGUUGCCCGGAGGGAUUUUCGGCUGGCGGGGGUAGCAUUUGGCAAUAUAGCUUCCCAUGAGAAAGUGCAACAUUCCUUUGACUGGAAUAGCUUUUCUGCUGCAAUUACUUCAUGGGAAGAUUAUACUUGUAAGUUACACGAAGAACUAUUGAUUAGCUUGCCACAAUGGAGAACUCAUCAAUGUAUACACAGCAUUUCAUCUUGACACUUUAGAAAGAAAUUAACUACAUAUCACUUUUAAUGUUGUGAAUCAUGUGGUAGGUUAUGAUACCAAGUGUUUUAGGCAGCUGCUAUUUGCAGUAUACUUGGGUGAACCUACCAGCCAAGAAACAAACCUGUGGUACCUCAUGUCAGUAGGAGUGUAGGGCACUUAUGCUUCUUAGAUUCAAUAACUUUAUUUUACUGCUUAACUUCAAAUUAGACUUUUAGUUAUAUUUGGAGAUGGGUACUAAAAUAUUUUGCUAUAUAAUACUACUGUUCAGCACACUAAGCUUGUAAUGAAUAAUUCAUCUUUAUCUUCAUCUAUUCGUUGCCAUUCAUGUCCCUUUGGCUUGCUUAUGUUUACGUUCAUCUUCCAAAAGUAUUAUUAUCUCUGGGACUAAACAUCUGCUUGUCAAAAAUGAGAUUCCCUAAACAGCAGAAACGAGGUCUUUGGUGAUGUUCCAUUUGUGCAAAACAUUACCAAAAACAU
Molecule: messenger RNA, 1405 nt
Organism: Rubroshorea leprosula
Lineage: Eukaryota; Viridiplantae; Streptophyta; Magnoliopsida; Malvales; Dipterocarpaceae
Source: the annotation of a GenBank genome assembly